CAAUGAGACAAAGAGGUCGAAUGGGACCAUAGCCUCACGUGGCCUUGCUGCAGGGAUGUGGUCGAUUGGCGCCCGAAAAGCAAGGAAUGCAACCAAGAACAAUCCACACAAACACUCUGGUUUGUUUGCUUUGUUCUUUCUUCUCUCUUCCUUUCUUUCUGUCUUUCUGUCUUUCUGUCUCCUUUCCAUCUUCCUCCUCAUCAUCGUUGUGUUGUUAUUUUCUCCUGUGCCUCCCGUAUGUCCUUGACCCCCUGUCUCAAAACAACAACGCCAGGCUCUUCUCUCCACCCGGCACCGUUGUCCAGCCGGUCCGAGUAUGCACGGCAAUAAGGAGACAGCGCUCGACCCCGAGCGCAUCCCCACGGGUGAUGGGGAGGCACGGACAUCUAACGACCGUGACAUCCUAAUCGACGAGUCUCCCGAGGCGAGUAGUCACAUCUCCGGCAUGAAGCUGUAUCUCAUUGUGCUAAGUCUAUUGCUCGCCGUGUUCUGCGUGGCUCUUGAUAAUACCAUCCUAUCCGUUGCCAUCCCUCGAAUCACGGAUGAAUUCCACCGGUUGAAUGAUAUUGGAUGGUAUGCGUCCGCCUAUCUACUGACUACGUGUGCCUUCCAAUUGCUAUAUGGCAAGUUGUAUGCCCUCUUCAGCACCAAAUGGGUCUUUCUUGUCGCCCUGUUUAUAUUCGAGGUGGGCUCUCUGAUCUGCGGGGUCGCACCGUCGUCCGUGGUGCUCAUCGUUGGCCGUGCUAUCGCGGGAGUGGGGAGCUCGGGGAUCUUCACAGGUGCUCUGGUCACCAUCGCGCAUAUUGUACCCUUGGCCAAGCGACCGGUUUAUAUGGGGAUCUUGGGAGGGAUGUACGGGAUUGCGUCGGUGGCAGGCCCGCUGUUGGGGGGCGCCUUCACUAAUGAAGUGACCUGGCGAUGGUGCUUCUACAUCAAUCUUCCAAUCGGAGGGGUUACCGCUGUGGUUAUCUUGUUUCUGCUUCGGAUCCCCAAAUCGGCGGACUUACGCACGCAUGGUGCCUGGGAGAUGGUGAAAGGCUUAGAUCCGUUAGGCACGAUCGUCUUCACCCCUGCCAUAAUCUGCGUUCUCCUUGCGCUCCAGUGGGGUGGGGUAGACUACGCUUGGUCGAAUGGACGCAUUAUCGCGCUGUUUGUUCUCUUCGGUGUGCUCCUAAUUACGUUUAUCAUCAUUCAGGUCCUUAUGAAGGAUAACGCCACCGUGCCGAUCAAAGUAGCCUCCCAGCGAUCCGUAGCGUGCGCCUCCGUUUUCGUCUUCUUCAUCGGCGCCUCCAUGUUUGUUAUGAUCUACUAUGUGCCGAUCUGGUUCCAAGCCAUUCGCAACCAAUCACCCGUGCAGGCCGGCAUUGAUUCCAUUGCCUUGAUUCUGGCCAAUACCACCGGCGCCAUCAUCUCUGGCGCUGUGACAAACAAGACAGGCCACUACGCCCCCUGGUUCAUCGUCAGUAGUGUGAUCAUGUCGAUUGGUGCCGGCUGCCUUACCCUCUUCACCGUGGAUAUUGCCCAAUCCAAAUGGAUCGGCUUUCUCUUCCUCUACGGCAUAGGGGUCGGCUUCGGCUUCCAGCAGGGGGCCGUGGCCGUUCAGGCCGUCCUUCCCAUGGCUCAAGUCCCCAUCGGAACCGCACUAAUCUGGUUUGUGCAGAUGUUGGGCGGUGCCCUCUUUACCUCGGUAGCGCAAAACAUCUUCAGCACCCACCUAGCGGACAACCUCGCGAACUUGCAACUGCCAGGUCUCGACCCAGAGGCAGUCGCGGGUGCCGGUGCCACCGGGUUUCGCCAUCUGGUCCAGCCCGAGUACAUGGACCAGGUGCUGGUGGCCUAUAACGCCGCACUGGUGGACGUCUUUCAAGUGGCCCUUAUCUGCAGCUGUCUCAGCAUUUUCGGCGCCGUAGGGAUCGAAUGGAGAAAUGUCAAGCAGAAGAGGUAACGUUCGAUAGCACCUGGCUAACUUUAUGACCCGUAUCUAGGGUUCCGCUUUUAGGGUUUCUUUCUCCUUCUUCUUUCUCUUCUUCUUCUUUCUUUCGUUAUGGUUCCCGCAUUAUUCAACAUUUGUGCACAUAAGUUCACGUUCCAGAUCAUCGGAAACCCGUUCUCAUCUCCCUU
This is a messenger RNA of Aspergillus pseudonomiae, 2121 nucleotides long. RefSeq names its product MDR family MFS transporter. Lineage: Eukaryota; Fungi; Ascomycota; Eurotiomycetes; Eurotiales; Aspergillaceae. Gene Ontology annotation, biological process: transmembrane transport. The coding region runs from base 317 to 1945 and encodes 542 amino acids. The transcript is spliced from 6 exons. Gene Ontology annotation, molecular function: transmembrane transporter activity. The record is from RefSeq and is a predicted model, not a curated record.